AUGAGAAGCUUUAUUCUCUUCAGCGUCGCUGCCUUUGGCGCGGCCAAUGCUGGUGUUCUGCCAAGGGGUAACUACGACUUGCCUCCUAGCUGCAGCACCUCAACCCUCUACGAGACUCAGACACUCACUGUUCCCGGUUGCGCUUCUGAUGUUGCAUACUGCCCCAACCCAUCCCAAGUAACAACAAAGACUGUUGCUGUCCCGACAACCAUCUGCCCCAACUCUCCGGUUGAGACUCCCGUCGAGCCCGAGAACACUGAGCCUGCUGGUCAGGAUACUACUCAGUACACUCCUCCUCAGCCUACCAGCGAUGUUCCCGCUCCUGAGGAGACCACUUCAAAGGAUGCCCCCAAGGACACCACUCAGUAUGCUCCUCCUCCGGUUCCCACUGUCGCCACAGAGGCCGAGGAUACUACCGACUUUGCUCCUCCUGCAUCCACUUCUGACGUAGUCAGCAAGCCUGUUGAAGAUACUACCGAGGUCGGAGUUUCCACUAAUGCUUAUCCUCCUCCUGCCGGAACCCCGACAACUGAGGCUGAACAAAAGCCUACUUCCGAGGCACCUACUGUUGAGGCUCCUACUUCCGAGGUUCCCACUGCUGAGGCACCCACUUCCGAGGCUCCCACUGUUGAGGCUCCUACUUCUGAGGCUCCUACUUCCCAAGGCUCCUCAGCAACUGGCCUGUACCCUCCUCCUGCGAACACCUUCACAACAGAGGCUGGACAAGAUGCUACCACCCAGACCUCUAUUGCCGACGUUACCUCUGCCGAGACUUCCGCUGCUCAAGCCACCUCUGCGACUGACUUGUACCCUCCUCCCGAAGAGAUCCCUUCGACCAAGCCUGUGCAAGACUCGACUGCUGAGGCUUCUACCGAUGUCUCUACUGCUGGAGCUACCGGUGCUACAGGCGCUUACCCUCCUCCUGCUCAGACUGACACCACCCAGUCUGCUCAAGAAUCCACUGAAGCUCUGACCCAAACUUCCGAGUCCGCUCCUCCCGCGAGCACCGAUGUGACACAGCAGGGAUCUACCGUUGUCGGUAGCUCGACUGACGCGUACCCUCCUCCCAAGGGCACUGAGACUACACAGCCCGCAAAGGGAACUACUGAGCUCUCUACCGAGACUACCAAGCCCACUCUUCCUGAGACCACUGAUGUCGAGAGCGCCUCUACAACUGAGUGGACCACAUCAACUGUCUACACCACCAACGUCUACACUGUGACCUCGUGUCCUCCUGAGGUUCCCGACUGUCCUGGAGGCUCUCAUGUCACUACCAAGACUGUCGCUGUUUCCACUACUGUCUGCCCUGUCACCGAACACGGCGAGACUGCCGGACCUACUCAAGAGCGCCCUGUUCCCGAGUCCACCGAGACGGAGCAGCAAGGCACCGAGACUGCUCCUGUCUCUAAGCCUUCAGAGACCGAGACCGAGACUGAAAAGGUCCCUGAGCAGACCGAGACUGUUACCCCGUCUGGUGCUUAUCCUCCUCCUGCCAACCCUACUACUCUGACCACCAAGGGAGGCGUCAAGACCGAGACUGAGAGUAUUCCUGCUGAGACUGAGAGUGUUCCUGCUGAGACCGAGACUGUUCCCGCUGAGACUGAGACUGUUCCCGCUGAGACUGAGACUGCUCCCGCUGAGACCGAGACUGUUCCCGCUGAGACCGAGAGUGCUUCCACCGAUACUGAGGGCAUCCCCACAGAGACCAAGACUAGUCCUGCCGAGACCGAGUCUACCCAGCCCGCCGUUGAUUCCACUACUGGUGCCUACCCUCCUCCCAAGACUGAGACCGAGACCGAGGCCACUGGAACCGAGACAGGAACCAUUCCUGCUCAGACUGUCCCUGCCACUGGAUCUUCAACUGGUGUCUACCCUCCUCCCAAGCCCGUUACUACCGAAGGCGCCGAGACCGAACCCGUCUCCGAGCAGCCCAGCCACACCGAGGUGACUAGCCAGUUCACUACUUCAACUGUCUUCACGACCACCGUCCGCACUAUCACUUCUUGCCCUCCUGAGAUCCCUGACUGCCCUGGAAACAAGCACGUGACAACGGAGACCAUUGCCAUCUCCACCACCAUCUGUCCCGUCACUGAAGCUCAGCCUACCAAGCCUGCCACUAUCACUGAGGAGCAGCCUACCAAGCCCGCUACUGAGACCGGGGUUCAGUCAACUGCACCUGCUACUGAGUCUGAGGGAGAGUCUACCAAGCCUGUGACUGGCCACGAGGGAUCAACUAAGCCCGCAACUGCCACCGAGGAGCAGCCCACUCAGCCUGCCACUGAGACAGAGACCAACGAGCAACCCACCAAGCCUGCGACUACUGGCGGUUCCGAGAAGCCUACCCAGUACAAGCCUCCCAAGCCUGUCACCGAGAGCCAAGACCAGUCUACUCACCCUGUCACUGGUACUGAGGAUCAGGCCAAGCCUACAAACCCUGCCAGCACCACCGAGUUCACUACCUCAACCGUCUACACCACCAAUGUCUACACAGUCACUUCUUGUGCUCCCGAUGUGCCCAACUGUCCCGGAACCCCUCAUGUCACAACCGAGACUGUUGCUAUCUCUACCACAGUCUGCCCCGUCACUGAGGUCAUCCCCAGCAAGCCUGUUACCAAGGUGCAGCCUACCAAGCCCGCCACCGAGGAGCACUCUACCAAGCCUGCUACUCAAGAGCUUCCCUCCAAGCCUGUGACCGGUGGCCAGUCUGGAGCUGGAUCUACUCACGCUGCUUCUACUACCGAGUACACCACCUCGACUGUUUACACCACAAACGUCCGCACUGUAACUUCAUGUGGCCCAGAGGUUCCUGACUGCCCUCUUACCCCUCAUGUCACCACUGAGACUAUCGCUGUUUCUACCACCAUCUGCCCUGUGACUGAGCAGCAACAGACUGAGCCCAAGCCCACUGGACCUCAUCCUACUGAACCUAAGCCUACCGGUCCUCACCCUACUGAGCCUAAGCCUACUGAGCCCAAGCCUACUGGACCUCAGCCUACAAAGCCAGCCAAGACCACUGGAUACACCACCUCAACUGUGUAUACCACCAGUGUCCGUACCGUCACUACCUGUGGCCCUGAGGUCCCUGACUGCCCCCAGACUCCCCACGUGACCACCGAGACCAUCGCCAUCUCGACAACUGUCUGCCCCGUCACUGAGGAACAGUCCGUUCCCACCAACCCCGGCUCCCCCGACUACCCUUCCAACCCUGGAAAGCCCACUGAGCCUGAGAAGCCUACCCAGCCCGCUGGUGGAGAGCACCAGACUCAGCCUGCCCCUACCCAGCUCAUCGUCACAACCGGCUGGUCUACCUCCACAGUCUACACAACCAACAUCCGAACUGUCACUGCUUGCGGUCCUAACGUUGCCAACUGCCCUGGUACUCCCCACGUCACCACUGAGACAAUCGCUCUCUCUACCACUAUCUGCCCUGUUACCAAGACUCAGGUUGUCCCCGGCCCUGGUGCCACCUACGUCCCUGGACCCCACAGACCUAGCAACAUGACUUCCACUCUUUACACCACCAAGUACUUCACUGUCACUGCUUGCCCUCCUGCGGUCACCAACUGCCCCAUCGGCGCCGUCUCCUCUUCUGUCUACGCCACUGCCACCACCCAGAUCCAGCAGUGGAACCCUUCCAACACCAAGGCCUACCAGCCUCCUGUCCCUACCAAGGUUGUUCCUCCGGUCAUCGCCACCACCUUCCUCCGAUCUACCACCAAGGUCUACGAGACUCCCGUCAACACUCCCAUCAACACACCCAAGCCGGUUGAGUCUUCUACCAAUACCCCCAAGCCCACUGAGGCACCCGUUACCACAUCCAAGCCCGCCGAGGCAGCUGUUACCACAUCCAAGGCUGCUUACGAGAAGCCCCCUGUUCCUGCCUAUCCUGUUUAUUAA
Messenger RNA from Fusarium sp. VM40, 3897 nucleotides. The record is from the annotation of a GenBank genome assembly. Lineage: Eukaryota; Fungi; Ascomycota; Sordariomycetes; Hypocreales; Nectriaceae.